AUGUCUUCUGCCGUGAUCCACAGUGAUGACCUCGACAUGGAGCCCACGCUCCAGUCGAUCAUCAACCAGAAAACCCUCCGCUGGAUCUUCGUCGGCGGUAAAGGUGGUGUGGGUAAAACCACCACCUCCUGCUCGCUCGCGAUCCAACUUGCCAAAGCUCGCAAGUCCGUUCUCUUAAUCUCGACCGACCCCGCCCAUAACUUGAGUGAUGCAUUUGGUCAGAAAUUCGGAAAGGAGGCCCGUCUGGUGGACGGAUACACCAACCUGAGCGCCAUGGAGAUUGACCCUAAUGGCAGUAUCCAGGAUCUCCUGGCAAAUGGAGAUGGACAGGAUGACGCUAUGGGCGGAAUGGGCAUGGGCAACAUGAUGCAGGACCUCGCGUUCAGCAUCCCCGGUGUUGACGAAGCUAUGUCUUUUGCCGAAGUCCUCAAGCAAGUGAAAUCACUCUCAUACGAGGUGAUCGUCUUCGAUACCGCGCCCACUGGCCACACCCUGCGCUUCCUGCAGUUCCCAACCGUUCUCGAAAAGGCACUGGCGAAGCUUUCCCAGCUCUCAACGCAGUUUGGCCCCAUGCUGAACUCAAUCUUGGGCGCACGGGGUGGUCUGCCUGGUGGACAAAACAUGGAUGAACUCUUGCAGAAAAUGGAAUCUCUGCGGGAGACUAUUGGUGAGGUCAACACGCAGUUCAAGAACCCGGAUAUGACCACCUUUGUUUGUGUCUGCAUUGCGGAGUUCCUAUCUCUAUAUGAAACCGAGCGCAUGAUCCAGGAGUUGACUAGCUAUGGUAUUGAUACUCACUCCAUUGUUGUGAACCAGUUGUUGUUCCCCAAGGAUGGAAGUCAGUGUGAACAGUGCAAUGCCCGGCGGAAGAUGCAGAAGAAGUACUUGGAACAGAUUGAAGAGCUGUACGAGGACUUCAACGUGGUCCGUAUGCCAUUAUUGGUAGAAGAGGUCCGUGGAAAGGAAAAGUUGGAGAAGUUCAGUGACAUGCUGAUCAAUCCUUAUGUCCCUCCCCAGUAA
This is a messenger RNA of Penicillium malachiteum, 1020 nucleotides long. Its product is annotated as ArsA family ATPase. NCBI's taxonomy places the organism in Eukaryota, Fungi, Ascomycota, Eurotiomycetes, Eurotiales, Aspergillaceae. Gene Ontology annotation, cellular component: GET complex. The coding region runs from base 1 to 1020 and encodes 339 amino acids. The record is from RefSeq and is a predicted model, not a curated record. Gene Ontology annotation, molecular function: ATP binding; ATP hydrolysis activity. The transcript has 3 exons. Gene Ontology annotation, biological process: post-translational protein targeting to endoplasmic reticulum membrane.